This is a messenger RNA of Miscanthus lutarioriparius, 330 nucleotides long. NCBI's taxonomy places the organism in Eukaryota, Viridiplantae, Streptophyta, Magnoliopsida, Poales, Poaceae. The record is from the annotation of a GenBank genome assembly.
AUGUGCUCCGGCUCCUGGUCCUGGAGCAGCAGCAGCAAGAAGCACCCGUCUCGUGUUGUCGUCAACCUCAAGCGGCAGCUGCAGAAGACGCCGCCGCCUCAUGUCUCGGUUGCCAUCAGGAGAAAGAGGUUGAGGCUGAGGAGGUUGAGAGCCGGAGCAGAGGCCAUGGAGAUACUCAACCUGAAGCUCUACCUGGAGAACCGGUGCAUCAUCGCCGAGAACGAGAGGCUCCGGGAGAGGGCCAGCGCACUCCGCCACGAGAACCUCGCGCUGCUCCAGAACCUGUCCAAGACGGCGGCCGUGCCAGAGGCAGGAGCGGGAGCUGCGUGA